Messenger RNA from Diospyros lotus (date-plum), 1363 nucleotides. Its product is annotated as monooxygenase 1-like. The record is from RefSeq and is a predicted model, not a curated record. The coding region runs from base 77 to 1306 and encodes 409 amino acids. The transcript is spliced from 6 exons. NCBI's taxonomy places the organism in Eukaryota, Viridiplantae, Streptophyta, Magnoliopsida, Ericales, Ebenaceae. Gene Ontology annotation, molecular function: FAD binding.
AGACAUGUUCUCCAUUGUUGAAUAACGCACCCAACUCUAUUAAUAACAUCUCAGAGAGAGAGAGAGAGAGAGAGAGAUGGAUAUGAGUGAAGAAAAGGAAGAAGAAUAUGGGAUAGUGAUCGUCGGAGGUGGGAUCUGUGGCCUAGCCACCGCCCUUGCUCUACACAGGAAGGGAAUCAGAAGCGUGGUGUUGGAAAGAUCAGAGAGUGUAAGGGCAAGCGGCGCAGCUAUUGGCAUCUUGGCUAAUGGCUGGCGUGCCCUUCACAGCCUCGGCGUUGCUUCUUCUCUCAGACUCACUGCUCUUCCCCUUAAAGGGGGUCGGGAAGUAUCGUUGGACAAGGGCUUGACGAAGAAAAUACCACUUGGGAUUGGGGAAGCUCGAUGCUUGAAAAGGAGUGACCUAGUCAAUGCACUAGCAGAUUCACUGCCUCCCGGGACCAUAAAAUUUGGGUGCCAAGUAGUCUCUGUUAAGCUUCCUCCCCGUGCUUCCCAUCCCAUCCUCCAACUUCUCGACGGAAGAUCUAUUGUUGCCAAGAUUGUGAUCGGAUGUGACGGAUCGAACUCGGUGAUCGCCGACUACUUGGGUCUGAAGCAUGCAAGAGAAUUCUCUCUUUCUGCAGUGAGAGGGUUGACGAAUUAUCCCAACGGCCAUGCUUUCCCCUUCGAAGCAGUUCGAAUGAGGAGAAACAACACCAUCGUCGGAAGAGUUCCGAUUCACCACAAGUUAGUCUACUGGUUCGUUUCUCAAAGAUCACCAUCAUGUGCAAAAGAUGUGAAGGCCUCAGAAGAUCCAGAGAUUAUUCGACAGUUGGCCGCGAAAUCAGCUGUUAAUGAUUUUCCAGCAGAAUUUAAGCAAAUGAUAGAAGACAGUGACCUGGAGUCGUUGUCCCUUACCCGGCUGAGAUACAGAGCUCCAUGGGACCUGCUAAUGGCGAACUUCCGGCAAGGAACGGUGACGGUCGCCGGGGACGCCAUGCACGUGAUGGGUCCCUUCCUGGGACAGGGCGGCUCGGCAGGCUUGGAAGACGCCGUUGUUUUGGGCAGGUGUUUGGCGGGAAAAUUGGGCGGAGUUGAUGGGACGAAAUAUGGACGGCCGGAGGUUAUGAAGAAAGUUGCAGAGGGCAUGGAUGAAUACGUGAAAGAGAGGAGAAUGAGGGUGGUGAGAUUGUCAACACAGACCUAUCUCAUUGGCUUGCUGUUCCAGCCCGAUCCAUCGCUGCUGGUGAAAGUUGUCUGCAUCGUUCUGAUGGCUGUUCUCUUCAGAGACCCCAUGAAUCAUGCUAGAUAUGAUUGCGGCCCCUUGUGAUUAAUUUCGAGACUUUGUUUGUGUGAUUAAUUAUUUGCUCACUCAACUUUAAAUUGU